GUUUUUCUCCCCAACAAGAUGGUACGUAACGAUGCGAGUAAAGGCUACGAUAACCCGGCCAUUACCGUUUCCGACGAACCGGUGGCUUUGGAGUUGAACAACGGAAAUGGGCGAAUCCAUCGUGAUAGUGUGCUUGGAUUGAGUGAGCCACUGCCCCGGUUGGAUCACUACCGGGCUUCGCAGCGCAACGCAAAGCGACCCUCGAUCGGUGUACUGCACGGUGACCGUGACUCCAAGGAUGGCGAGCCGGAGGAACAGCUCGAGGAAGAAACGAAGGCACCGGCCCACGCAAUUCGGCUCGGCUGGGUGCAGGGUGUGCUGAUACCGUGCCUGCUCAACAUCUGGGGUGUCAUGCUGUUCCUGCGUCUUAGCUGGGUUGUCGGUCAGGCCGGUAUCGUACAAACGCUGAUCAUUAUAGCCCUUUCGUACCUGGUGUGCGUCAUGACCACGCUAUCACUGUCGGCGCUCUGUACGAACGGACAGAUUAAGAGCGGCGGCUUGUACUACAUCAUCUCGCGCUCACUCGGCGCCGAGUUUGGUGCUUCGGUCGGUAUUGUCUUUGCCUUUGCUAACUCCGUUAACGCGGCCAUGAACACGAUCGGUUUCUGCAGCUCGCUAAAUGAUCUACUACGAAGUCUCGGUACGAAGAUCGUAGAUGGAGGUACAAACGAUAUUCGCAUCGUUGGUUCGGCCUUUCUGCUGCUCAUGAUCAUCAUCUGCGCGAUCGGUAUGGAUUGGGAGGUGAAGGCACAGAACUUCCUACUGGUACUGAUCGUGGUGGCUAUCUUUAACUUCAUAAUCGGCGCCAUCAUCGGUCCGGGAACUUCCAGCGAAGAGGUCGGUAAAGGUUUCUUGGGCAUCUCGACGGCCUUGCUGGCGGCGAACAUGGGUCCGGGCUAUACGGUGAUGAACGGUGUGCAGCAGAACUUCUUCAGCGUGUUUGCGAUCUUUUUCCCGAGCGUAACCGGCAUUCAGAGUGGAGCGAACAUCUGCGGAGAUCUUCGCGAUCCGGCAAAAGCUAUCCCGAAGGGAACGUUGUGGGCUUGUCUGAUAUCCGCCAUUUCGUACGUGUUAUUCUCGUUCAUGGCGGCAGGUGCCGCAGUGCGAGAGGCAUCGGGUAAUGCUUCCGAUCUGGUUGGAGUUACAUUUACUAGCUGCGCUGCUGGUAACUGUACGUACGGAUUGCUGAACGACUACACGGUGAUGCAGCUCAUUUCGCUUACCAGCGCCAUCACCUAUGCCGGCUGUUGGGCAGCUACCCUCAGCACUGCUCUGACGAACAUUCUGUCCGUCCCGCGACUCAUCCAGGCUCUCGGUAUCGAUCGCAUCUACCCGGGACUGAUCUUCUUCUCCAAGGGUUACGGCAAGCACGGCGAACCGUACCGUGGCUACGGGCUGGUAUUCCUCGUAUCGCUUGUCUUUAUACUGAUUGCCGAUCUGGAUGCGAUCGCUUCACUCAUCACGAACCUUUACCUGGCGUCGUAUGCGUUCAUUAACUUCUGCACGUUCCAUGCGGCCACCGUAAAGCCUCUCGGCUGGCGCCCCACGUUUAACUACUAUCAUCCGUAUGUAAGUCUACUCGCUACGAUUCUCUGCGUGGCGAUCAUGUUCCUCAUUUCGGUCGUGUCGUCCUUCAUCGCAAUGGCGUUCAUCUUUGUGCUGUAUCUGGUAGUUGUAUACCGCAAGCCGGAAGCAAACUGGGGCUCGUCCGUGCAGGCACAAGCAUACAAAACUGCGCUCAACUCCACGCUCAAUCUCGAGGGUACGAGCGAUCACGUGAAGAACUAUCAACCGCAGAUUCUGGCAAUUGCCGGUGAUCCUAUGCAGCGUCCGGGAUUGAUCGAUCUGGCACAUCUCAUCACCAAGCACAGUUCGCUGAUGGUGAUCGGUAAUAUUAUUCCACAGCGUUUGCCGUACAAACGUCGACGAGCACUGUCUGACAUGGGCAAGAAUUAUCUGAAGGACUCGAACAUCCGGGCGUUCUACAAAAUUGUCGACGGCGUAGACUUUGAUCAGGGCGCUCGGUGUUUGAUCCAAUCGACCGGUUUCGGACGCUUGGCACCCAAUAUUCUUAUGCUGGGCUACAAAACCAACUGGCAAACGGCAGACCACAAUCAGCUAAAUGCGUACUACAACACCUUGCAUACCGCGUUCGACAACCGUCUCUCGCUGUUAAUUCUGCGCAUGGGUAAAGGACUUGACAUCUUCAAGGGUAUGUCAAACAACGAUCUGUACACGACGAUUCCUUCCCCGCAAGAAACGACCAUAUCGAUGCCUUCCAAGCGUAUGGCUGCUCGCCGUUCGCUGAUGCCGGUUAACUCGAAUCUCGAUCUGCACGAGCUGAUGCAGUCGAACCGUUCCAGCCAAACGUCCCCAGCUCCAACAUUCCAUGCCGCUCCUGCCUUCGACUAUGUACCACCGGCGGUAACUGCGGAACCGGAAGCAAAUCUCUUCAAGCACAAACAACCGAAGGGUACGAUCGAUGUCUGGUGGCUGUACGAUGAUGGUGGGCUAACGAUGCUGCUGCCGUACAUUAUAACGACUCGCUCCAAGUGGGAAAAGUGUAAGAUACGUGUGUUUGCACUUUCGUCGUUCAACCUGCAAGAGGAGGAAACGAACUUGAGACUGCUGCUCGAUAAGCUUCGUAUCAGCUAUCUUAGUCUCACGAUGGUCAAGGUGACGGACAAGCCGAUGGAAUCGACCAUCGAGGAGCAUCGGCAGCUGUUACGCUCCGUCGCCGACACCAAUGACGAUCUGCCCGUACUGUCGGAGUCGGAAAAGCAGCAGCUUGAAAUCAAAACCAACCGUCAGCUGCGCCUCCGGGAGCUGUUGCUGGAGCACUCGAAAUCGGCUUCACUUAUCGUCAUGUCAAUGCCCGUUCCCAGACAGGAUACUGUAUCGGCCGUACUUUACAUGUCUUGGCUUGAAAUGUUGACCAAGGAUAUGCCACCGUUCCUGCUGGUGCGUGGCAACCAGACAGAGGUCCUCACGUUCUACUCCUAGAAACGCCAACCCCUAGCAUUACGAC
Anopheles maculipalpis is the source of this 3028-nucleotide messenger RNA. RefSeq names its product bumetanide-sensitive sodium-(potassium)-chloride cotransporter-like. Gene Ontology annotation, cellular component: membrane. The record is from RefSeq and is a predicted model, not a curated record. Lineage: Eukaryota; Metazoa; Arthropoda; Insecta; Diptera; Culicidae. Gene Ontology annotation, molecular function: sodium:potassium:chloride symporter activity. Bases 19 to 3003 code for a protein of 994 amino acids. The transcript is spliced from 8 exons. Gene Ontology annotation, biological process: cell volume homeostasis; chloride transmembrane transport; potassium ion homeostasis.